Ectocarpus siliculosus is the source of this 1374-nucleotide messenger RNA. The record is from the annotation of a GenBank genome assembly. Lineage: Eukaryota; Phaeophyceae; Ectocarpales; Ectocarpaceae.
AUGUCUUGGAAGGCUUCGACUCAUCGUCCGUGGUCCCCGGGGUAUGACAUCCCACUGAGCAGCAAAACGCUGACGGCGACCCACAACAGCUUCUCCCACGACAGGAACAUCUCCACGCACGCCAACUUUGAGGUGGUGACGGCCCAGGUGUACAGCAUGACGGACCAGCUCUCUUGCCUCGGCGUGAGGGGACUCGAGAUUGACCUCCACUACAUCGACGAACUUGCCGUGGAGGGGGACGAGGAGUCGGCCAUCCGGAUGUGCCACGCCUCGGAGGACGUGGCCGAGCAGAUGGUGGACCUCUGCGAGACAUUCGGGUGGGACGUGUGCGAGGCCGCCGACAUCUUCGACUACGACGAGGACACCGGGUGCCGCCCCGGGGCGCCGACGGCAAGGGCGGGUUUCGAGGAGGUGGCGUCUUGGCUCUUUCUCGAGGAGAACGCGAACGAAGUGCUGUUCCUGAAGCUGGACAGCUCUCUAAACGACGAGGAUGAGACGGUCUCCACGAUCGUGUCGGACGUGUUCGGCGAGGAUGUGAUUUUCUCGCCGACGGACUGGGAGGAGUUCAGCGGCAGCGACGACUGGCCGUCUCCGGCGGAGCUAGUGGCCAUGGGGACUCGUGUCAUCAUCGCCGGUUCGGAGUCGUCCACGCUGGUCUUCAGCACCGACUCCGACGCUGUAGAGGUGCUUAUUUCGGCCGAAGACUUCGACACGAGCGAGUGCGCGGAUGUAGAGGGCUUCCCGGAGCCAUCUUGGUAUCGAGUCCAGGGAGACAUGGUGGAGUAUCGCCUGGACAGGGCCAACAGCACGAUCUUCGAGCUCGUCCCUGGCAGCGAUGAGGCCCUCACGUCUUCCAUGACGGACAACGUCAUGAACUGCGGCUUCACGCCGACUUUCGACAGGCUUGACGCCGACCUAAUGGAGUCGACGAUUUGGUCGUGGGACACGGAUAGGCCGGAGACGGGUUUCGACUUGCCCCGGGCGGCGGUGAUUUCGUCCGACGGGGGGAGGUGGACGGACGUCGAGACCGACAGCGAUUCGGGCGAAAGACACUCCUUCGCGUGCCGCAACUCAGGUACGGUGAUUUUCCCUUCGGGCGUUCGUUUUACUCAUGGUCAAACGGUGUAGUUGUAGUUGUGUUGUCCCGUCAAUGUCUCCCUACCUGGUUACGGGUUGUUCACAAUCGUGAGUCUCGUGUCACUGGUCACUGGUUUCGUUGUGGUUGUGGUUGUAGGUAGGUUUCGACUGUUUGGUGAUACAUCCCCCUACAUGAGUGGAAUUACAUUUACCUACGUUUUGGUACGCUCCUUGUGUACGUGCGUAGCGUAGCUCAAGCAGAACAAGCUGUGCGGUCGUUCUUGGACGAACCUUCUC